UCAAGUAUCACUAUUCCUCAGCGACGAUACCCAAAAACCUCUCCUACAACAUCACCAAGACAAUAAGGCAGGACGAAUGGCACGCCCUCCACUUGCGGCGAAUGACAGCUGGUUUCAUGGGCAUGGCUGUGGCCAUCAUCCUGUUCGGCUGGAUCAUUGGUUUGCUUGGCUGCUGCUGGGACCGAGGCCUCAUGCAAUAUGUGGCUGGCCUCCUCUUCCUAAUGGGAGGAACCUUCUGUAUCAUCUCCCUCUGUACCUGCGUCGCUGGCAUCAACUUCGAGCUUUCCCGUUACCCUCGGUACCUGUACAGCUUGCCCGAUGAUAUCGGCCACGGCUACGGCUGGUCCAUGUUCUGCGCCUGGGGAGGCCUCGGCCUCACACUUAUCUCUGGCUUCUUCUGCACUCUCGCACCCUCUGUUCAACCAAUACCGAGGUCUACCUGUCCCAAAUCCCGACAGGAGAACGGCACCGUCUGUUAAAGCUGGGUGUGCCGGACCAGCUGAACCCACAGACAGACAAAAAAACAAGCUAUUCCAUGUUUUCAUGUGUCAGCUCAUAUCCACUCUAUCCUGGUUACAGAUUUUGUGUGUGUGUGUGUGUGUGUGUUUAAAAUGGGUGUCUUGAUGAUAUCUUGAAAAUACAAGAAAAAAACCUGAAGAACUGAAGAAAUAUCAAAAAUUAAAAGUUGUGUUUAUUUUUAUUUUGUGGAGUAGAUGCAGAAAUGGAUCAUGACCAGGAAAGACGUGAAAGAAAUGACAUGGAGACCACGAAAGACUAAAGUGUAACGAGUGAGUACUUGUGGAAAAAUAGUGGCUCCCAGAACAAGAACGUCCAGCCUAAGGACUGUUUCUGUUUACUGGUCUACUGUGAUUGUGGAGACGAUUAACAGAUUGUUCAGAAGAUCAAGUAAAGAUCCGGUGGAACCUUCUUAUGAUCUUUUAAAGCUUUUUGUGGAAUAUUUCACAAGCCAGUGGAUCAAACAUGAAACCAUGUGACUAGCGGGGGUGGGAUCACAUGAAUUCUCCAACUUCUUGGGUCCUUCCAGUUACUAGUAACGGGCAGGCACAGAGAAGAUCCAGGACUUCCACUCAUGUACAUUAUUGUACAGAAUAUUCACGAGAAAUGACAACCAGGCAUUGUCAUGUUGGACCAUUUUCAUUUUUGUGUAGUUGCAGUACAUUCCAGCUAAUGAUCCUAUUGCCAUUUAGCGUUUCAUACAUGCAUUCCUCUUUUACUGAAACUGUUUUGCUUUUUACUGAACCUUCAUGUUGUGA
Oreochromis aureus is the source of this 1274-nucleotide messenger RNA. RefSeq names its product transmembrane protein 178B. The record is from RefSeq and is a predicted model, not a curated record. Gene Ontology annotation, cellular component: membrane. The coding region runs from base 102 to 479 and encodes 125 amino acids. NCBI's taxonomy places the organism in Eukaryota, Metazoa, Chordata, Actinopteri, Cichliformes, Cichlidae. The transcript has 3 exons.